UUUCGGUACUCUGUUGAUCGUAGAAUUCCACUAUUGAAUCGUUUGAACUAUAAAUUAAUUUUUAAAAAUGAAAGAAUUUUUAUUACCGACGAAACAGAUAUAUAAAAGCAUACUCGCAGUGAGCUAAACGUUGCCGUCAAUCUAUUAAAGAAACAAAACUUUUAAUACAAAAACUCAUUUUUUACUAUUUUUCCUUCUAAAUUCCAUGUAAUCUCAGAUUGAAUAAUCUUUUUUUAAGGUUAAAAAAAGCAAAAUUAAAAUAUAAAAGAAAUUACAAAAAAUAUUCUUAAUUUUUUCGUAUCCAUAGGUUAGAAAUACUUUUGACUCUUCAAAUUGCGCAUAAACUCAAGAUACGUAAAAUAACCGUUACAUGACUAACGAUCAGGAGAUUGUAAUUUAAAACAGUAAAAGUGAACUGUCAUUACAUAGCUGAAGGAUGGCUGCUAAUACAAAAUCUGUGUUUGGUUUCGAAUUGUUACAAAAAUUGGUUGACAAUGAUAUUUGUAAAAAGGAAGAUGUUAUUAUUUUAUUCGUACAUUGGUAUAUCAUAAAGUGUGGCUUUAAAUGUUUGGGUUAUGGAGAUUCCAAAUUAUUUGAUCCGUCUGAAAGUGGUUCAGAAUUGCUUCCAGAGAGAUGGAACAGAGGACCUAACUAUACGUUACGUUACUUGAUAGAUGGCAAAUUAUUUCUUUUGUAUGGAAUAAAAUCUGAUGAAGAUAUACUCAUUAAUUUAUUGAGAAUAGAUAAUAACAAUAUAGCAAAUGUACAAUUCCCUAUAGCACAAACUGUCGAUGAGCUUCAUGGUCCUUUAGAAGCGUUAAUACCUUCGUAUCUAGCAGUUAUGCAUACAAUUCGUAAAGAACUUUUGGAACCUAUAUUUCCUAUUGAUAGCGUAGACACAUCUACGCAAACGUCAACUUCUGAACGCCAACCUAGAGACGUUCCGCCAGAACCAUUAAGGGUUGAUCCACCUCAAAGACCUUUGAGCGUUUCGCAACCUUGGAAUCCUGAAGCAGACAUAAGAAGGGUAGGUUCAGCAGAUUUAGAUCCGCUUGGAAGAGGUAGAGGUGGCGGGAUGAUAUACGAUCCAUUUUCUCGUGUACCAUGGAUUAUGGAUCCAAGAGGAAUCGGUGGUUUAGGAGUACCUGGGAGAUUACCACCCGGAGCUGUCCCACCUGGAGCAAGAUUUGAUAUUUUCGGACCACCCGAUUUAAACGUUAUACCACGGCGACCACAAAAUCCUGACAACGACGAAUUGCCGCCUCCAGGAUACAAUGAUAUGUUUAUGUAAAAAAAAGGAAACCAAGUAUAAAAUUAUAUUAAUCGAAAGUUUUGUUGAAUGUUAUUCCGUUUCUUCAUUAAAUAAUGUCUUAUAAUAUUUUUAUAUUCGUCAAUUCGUAUACUUUUGUUAAUAAUAAUGACAAGUGUUGCAAAUAUAUUAUUUUAGAAUGUUGAUUGUAAACUA
Molecule: messenger RNA, 1465 nt
Organism: Vespula vulgaris
Lineage: Eukaryota; Metazoa; Arthropoda; Insecta; Hymenoptera; Vespidae
Gene: PI31
Product: proteasome inhibitor PI31 subunit
Exons: 5
Coding region: 437-1291 (284 amino acids)
Biological process (GO): proteasome-mediated ubiquitin-dependent protein catabolic process
Molecular function (GO): proteasome binding; endopeptidase inhibitor activity
Source: RefSeq, a predicted model, not a curated record